Molecule: messenger RNA, 4804 nt
Organism: Salvelinus namaycush (lake trout)
Lineage: Eukaryota; Metazoa; Chordata; Actinopteri; Salmoniformes; Salmonidae
Product: cGMP-inhibited 3',5'-cyclic phosphodiesterase A-like
Exons: 16
Coding region: 1-3576 (1191 amino acids)
Biological process (GO): oocyte maturation; positive regulation of oocyte development
Cellular component (GO): cytosol
Molecular function (GO): 3',5'-cyclic-AMP phosphodiesterase activity
Source: RefSeq, a predicted model, not a curated record
AUGGAAGUGGAAACUGACAGCGGCAGAGGUAUAUCAAGGAGCGCUCAUGAGAAAUGCCCGCGGGCGGUGGAGCGCAACGGCUAUGUGAAAACAUGUGUCACCCCUCUGUAUCAGGACGCGGGCUGCCAGUCGUGGCUGAGACUCGCAGAUAUAUGGAGUUCCCUAAGACUGUCGUCCGCGGUGUGUGUGGGCUCUGUCUCUGUUAUUCUUGCUUUGCUGGUCAGAUUGGUGGACUGGGACGUGGAGCAGCAGAGUUGCAGCAGUAACAGCAAGAAUAACGGCGAGUCUGGAUCUCUAGUUCAUUUCGUGGCGACCUGUGUGGUGGAACUGUUGUUGAACGUUUGGUACCUGGUGUCCCCCGUCUUCACUCUCGUAUGUGCCUUCUUUUGGGUUGGCUUGUACCUGAUCCGCUGCGGGGUGCUGAUCCGGACCGCCGUGUUUCUGUGGGCAGUGUGUCACUUCGGCGAAGCCGCGGCCCAGUCUCUCCUGCACGGUGCGGAGGACCAGUUGUUGUCGUUCACCGCCACGGUGGUGGUUCUGUCCUGUCUAGCCGUCGGGGCGCUGAUGGUGGUCAGACUCGGACAGGGGGUUUCCGUCAUCGUCUUCAUCAGUAUCAUCAGAACUGUGUCUCUCAUCUCCCUCAACAAGAUCCGGGCCAGCUGGAGACCCUACCUGGCGUACCUGGUAGGAGUGCUGGGAGUCCUGCUAGCGAGGUAUGUUGACCGGCUCCUGACGGGCUCAGUGCCACUCGGGGCGGGUUGUAGCUACGUGACAGCGGGGAAGGAAGAGAAUAUCAUUCCUGUGUUUAAAAGGCGACGGAUGUCCAGUUCAGUGGUCUCUUCAGACAUGGCGCACAGUCACAGCAACAGCAAGUCCCACCGAAGGACCUCGCUCCCAUGCAUUCCACGGGAACAGAUGAUCUCACAGACUGAAUGGGACCACAAGAGGGGUGCCCGGGGAUCCCAGUCGUCGGGUACCAGUGUGGUGGUGGACAUAGCGGUGAUGGGGGAAGCCCAUGGAUUGAUCUCAGACCUGCUGGCAGACCCCUCUCUGCCCCCCAACACCUGCAGUACCCUGCGGGCUGUCAGUAACCUGCUCAGUACCCAGAUCAGUUUGCAGCCGCUGCACCGGCCUCGAAUCAACCCUCUGCAGUCACUCAGCGACACACACACCUGCUCCGACUCCGAGGACUGGCCAGAGAGAGAGAAACUGGCUAUCCCAAAGCGUCUGCGACGGAGCCUGCCUCCAGGCCUGCUGAGAAGGAUCUCCUCUACAUGGACCACCACCACCUCAGCUACAGGUCUUCCCACCAUAGAGCCAGGACCUGUACGCAGAGACCGCUCUGCCAGCAUCAAACCCCUCCACGACAGUCCACCAUGCAGUGAGUCGUGGAACAGCUCUGUAAUGCUCACCAUCUCGAAGAGUCGCUCCAUGUCUGCCUCCUACUCUGCUUCAGCCACUUCCAACCACCUCUACAACAGACGAAUGACCAGACCAGGUUACCCCCCCUCCAAUAUAUCACCUCUGGCCUCUCCCUGCCACUCCCCUCCGGUCCAGGGGACCCCUGUCUCCAGCCCCACCACCAAGUCCUGCUCUGUGGACCUACCGGACCCUGUGGACAGCCAGGGAGAGAGGCCUGUGGACCCCCAGGUCCCACACAGAGCCUUAACACACAGCAUCAGUGCACCUAGCUCCACCACACCACACUGGGGGCCACCAUCUCUCUGCAGCAGCUGUGGUAGACCGUACAGCAGGCUGAGCCAUGGGGAGGGAUCUAUGGACAAAGGGGACAGAAUACCCCACCCUGAUGACCCGGCAGUGGCGUCGUCAGACUGUGAGAGCACCUACGAGACCAACCACAGUGACAGCAGUGACUUUGCACAGAACGAGGAGGACGGGGAGGGGGCCAAGAAGCCCUCGGACACCCAGGACGGGUGCAGGUCGUACCAGCCUGAGGGCAUUGUCCUGCAACCCUUAAUGCCACCUCCAGAGGACACACAGUCUAUCCUGGCCCCAGAGCCUCUGGUGAUGUCAGAGCUGGAUCCUCUGAUGACUCAACUCAACAGCUGGAACUUCCCCAUCUUCAACCUGGUGGAGAAAACACACGGCCGCUCAGGAUGCAUCCUCAGCCAGGUUUCCUACCGCCUGUUUGAGGACACGGAACUGUUUGAGACGUUCAAGAUUCCUGUCAAGGAGUUCAUGAACUAUUUCCAUGCUCUGGAGAACGGAUACAGGGACAUCCCAUACCACAACAGGAUCCAUGCCACUGACGUGCUCCAUGCCGUGUGGUACCUCACCACCCAGGCCGUGCCAGGCCUGCCCAACCUCCUCACAGACCACAGCUCAGAUUCUGACUCUGACAGUGGGCUCCUCACCCCCAGCCAUAUAGGCCAUACAGGGUUCCUGGUUUCUAAGAUGUCUGCGGUGAUGGAGGAGGGUUAUGGAUGUCUGUCUGGCCUCAUCCCGUCACUGGAGCUCAUGGCUCUGUAUGUGGCUGCAGCCAUGCACGACUACGACCACCCUGGACGGACCAACGCUUUCCUCGUGGCGACUAGCGCUCCUCAGGCCGUGCUAUAUAACGACCGCUCGGUGUUAGAGAACCACCACGCUGCGUCGGCCUGGAACCUGUUCAUGUCCCGGCCAGAGUACAACUUCCUGGGCAACCUGGAGCAUGUGGAGUUCAAACGCUUCCGCUUCCUGGUCAUCGAGGCCAUCCUCGCCACCGACCUCAAGAAACACUUUGACUUCCUGGCAGAGUUCAACGCCAAGGUGGGUGAUGAUGGCUGUUCGGGAAUUGACUGGUCCAAUGAGAACGACCGGUUGCUGGUGUGUCAGAUGUGCAUCAAACUGGCGGACAUCAACGGCCCACUGAAACACAAGGACUUGCAUCUACAGUGGACCGAGGGCAUCGUCAAUGAGUUCUAUGAACAGGGCGAUGAGGAGUCGAGUCUGGGCCUUCCCAUCAGCCCCUUCAUGGACCGCUCUGCGCCACAGCUCGCCAAGCUCCAGGAGUCCUUCAUCACGCACAUCGUGGGGCCGCUCUGUUCCUCCUACGACUCCGCCGCCCUCAUGCCGGGGAACUGGGUCGACCCCGCCUGCGCACGGAGGACGGAGGGAGAGGAGGUGGGGGAACGAGAGACAGAGGAGGAAGAGGAGGAUACAGCAGAGGAGGAUGCGUCGACUAGCUCUGAGAGUUCCCGUAAGAGCAUGUUGACGUUCAUGUUGAACUUCUUUGAGUUGAAAGAACUCCAGAAGCACGUGGUGAAGCUUAAGAAGAGCAGGAGGAGAGUGUUCUGUCCCAUCACUCAGCACCUUCUGGACAACCACGAAAUGUGGACAAGAGUCAUCGCCUCGGAAACCCGGGACACACCGGACAGAGAGGCGCCUAACUGCCUCAGCAACCCCGCAGAGCCAAUCACAGCCAUCCACGAGGAGGAGGAUGAGCCAGCCAGUAAGGAGGAGCCAAUAGAUGGCCAGGGAGAGGAGACAGAAGGGGAAGAGACGGGGCUUGCAGAGGAAGAGGAAGUGGUCGAGCAAUCAGAGACUGCAGAGAAAAGGGAGGAGGAGUUGGAGUGAGAGGAUUAUCUUUGACCCUUGAAGAUCAGGAAAUGGAACAUUUAUCCAAACUCAUACCCUCUCCCAAAUAGACUUUCUGACUCUUGUCAGAAAAUAUACCCUAUUCCCCAUGUGGUGCACUAGCUGGCCAAAAAUAGUCCACUAUACAGGGAUUGGGGUGUUGUUUGAGACGCGGCCCCUGAUAUUUGGUUGCCAGGAAAUCACUUAGACACAACACUGUAGAAGUUUGGAGUAACAUGUGCCUAAAGAAAACAAGGUGGAGGGAGGGGAAGCUAAGGAUGAGUUGGGAUUUAUUGUUUUACAUACGUACUAUAUUGGAUCAGGUUUCCAUUUCAGAAUCCCUCUCCUUGACGAGGUGCCCACAACGCAAUACGGGCCCACAGAACACUGACCCCACUGCCAGCCUCAAGACACAGCCGGCCAUACUAGUGGUCCGCAUCCACCUGACAGCCCUCACAGAACCAAGGUGUACAAAGUGGACUGUACUGAAUAAACUGUACUGAAUAAACAGUACAAACACUAGCUCCUGAGGACAAUGAGAUGAAAGUGCGGGGAAAAAGCUGUGUCCGCUCUGUGUUGGUUCUCAGGGAGCGAGGAGAGGACUGAGGACUAGGGAGAGGAGGGCCAGUGUUGAUACAGAGUGUGCUCACACACACGCAUGGAGGCAAACACACACUCACACACACACAAACCCAUCAGAAGAUUUGCUAGCUACCCCAGGAAGAGGGAAUGGGAAGUCUAACAUAGAACCCUGUAGCUCUGAAAAAAGCUUUAUACUCAGUCAUGGGAAAAAUCCACAGCACAGUGUUUCUUCACAUUCUUAAUCUCUCUCCUUGUUCCCAAUUUUACCAUGUUUUUUCUUUCUUUCUGUCUUUCUUUCUUUCUUUCACUCUCUUCACUUUUGUGUCAGUCAUUCAGGCUCUUUUUUUCCCUCUCACUCCUACGCAGUUCCACAGGACUCAGGAACACUGACACGCCCCACUGGGCACAGACUGGUUGAAGCAAUGGUGUUUCCACGUCGUCUCAAUGAAAUUACGUUGAGCCACAGUGAAAUUGGCAUUGAAUUGACGUCUGCCCAAUGGGACCCAACGCAGAGCCCUCAUCACAGUGUCCUUGUACCCUUUGUCAUUGGUUGCUUCAACCAACACAAGUGAUUGUUCUUUUAUUUGUGUUAUUGGUUUGUGGUUUUGCGUUCUUAUUUUUAUUAACAUUGGCCGUAAGAUAUUCA